AAGUAUGCCCCAUUGUUACGUCAAAAUACUUUGUUGUUAGACACAGACAUUGACGUUCUGUAAAGAUCAUGGGUCUUUUUCAGAGUUGUUUUACCAGAAAUACCAAAGUGGGAGAGAUGGAGGCGUACGAGAAAGUGCGGCGAACACUGGUUACAGAGGAAGUAACAAAAAAGAAAAGCGAUGUGGCCUUUGAUCUUACCUUCGUUUCAGAAUCAUGGGAAACCCCAAAGAUGCCUCCACCGAGAUUGCUUAAAAACAAAAAAGGAGAUUUUGAGAAAUGGAGAUAAUCUCAGGAAAAAGCCCAGAUCGAGAAACAGGAGAGGACACAGCAGAAGAGAGAAGAGGCCUGUAUGCAGAAAGAGAUUGAAGUGGCCCACAAGGAGAUGGGGAGGCUGGAGAAAUAUGUCAACAUCGAUAUCGCUGCUGAAUAAAUGAGACUCUUCUUCAUUGACUAAAAUUUUAAUUUACGCAAUUGUUUAAGCUGUAAUUUUGAACAUUAGAACCAAAGAGGGGACACCCGAGCUCUUUAUUUGCUCUGUUUUGGCUUUUAAUUUCAUCUCUUUCUCUUUUGGCUUUUUGAUGUUAAUAUAAAAUUUUCAAUUCGCAAUGUUGGGCCUUUGAGACAGAUCUAAGAGUAGCAUUGCAGAACAAAAUUGAACUAUUCCAAAAUAUUCACGUCUUUCGGAACUUUGGCCCUAUAAAUACUCAUUCCGUCAGGGAUCAGGGAUGGGUAUUACGUUGGAACACUCAUCCCGUCAGUGAUCAGGGGUGGAGGUUCCUCGUCAAAAACUUCUAAAUUGUAAAUGAAGCAUCCGUUUAGAGAUGUCCAAAAGCUCCGUUGUCCUCUCUUUUCAAAAAGCUGGUAUUCAAAGGUUUAAUAAACUAAUUAUUUGAAAGCAA
Messenger RNA from Saccostrea cuccullata (small rock oyster), 900 nucleotides. RefSeq lists its product as uncharacterized. The record is from RefSeq and is a predicted model, not a curated record. Lineage: Eukaryota; Metazoa; Mollusca; Bivalvia; Ostreida; Ostreidae.